This is a messenger RNA of Phaedon cochleariae (mustard beetle), 2346 nucleotides long. The record is from the annotation of a GenBank genome assembly. Lineage: Eukaryota; Metazoa; Arthropoda; Insecta; Coleoptera; Chrysomelidae.
AGGUCUCUCUCUCGACGAUGACGUAACCACGAACUCACGAACGUGUGGGGGUAUUCGAAUUCGAAAAUACACGGGAUUGAGAUAUCCGUACAUUGUACAACUGUUGUUCGUCGGUCGACACAACAUUGCCUAUCGUUUCGCAUGCUACGCACUCUCGAUCCGUUACGUCAACAACAAAAGCCGAUCGCGAGAUUUCUUCCCUCUGGAAGCUGAAGUGUUGAGGUGUCAGCUACCCCCUCAAAAUGGCCGACCAGCCUUGUCAGCUGUCACACACCUGAUCUAGCCACGUGACCGGCCGAGGGACUAUAACUACCCCCCUUAUGGGUCCCAUCGGGGGUUAGCGGUAUGGAGGUGUUGUCCGGUGGUAAGAGCAUGAAGCAGAAGAAGGUGGGGCAGUUCGGCAACAAGGGGAAAGUCUGCGGAAGGAGCAACAGGAACUUGAGGCAAUCGAGGGGUUCCUUCAGGCGAUUGGUGAAUAGGAACAACAGAGCGAAUUUGCAAAGGGAGGCGAAUUUCGUUAACAACAAUGGGGGCUAUGCUAGUCGACCGGAGGAGGAGUUGAAAAGGGGGGUAUACAAUGCACCGUUUUGUGUACGUCUGACAUCAGAUACUUUUCGGAUACCAGAUGAUUCUGUUCAGGCCCUCUUCAAUGAUAUGCAAUUGUUUCCGCCCAAAUCACAAGAAUGUCCCAACAGCAAGUGUGACGUGUUUUUGGGGGGCUCCUGUAAUCCGACGACGUGGCGAGCAGACACAGCCAUUCCCGAACUGCAAAAACACGGGAUCAGCUUCUACAAUCCUCAAGUUUCAAAGUGGGAACCUGAAUUGGUGGCGCAAGAGUAUGAUGCCAAACAGGCAGCUUCCAUCUUAUUAUUUGUGAUUGAUAGUCAGACUAGGAGCACAGUGGGAAUGAUAGAAGUUGCCUAUUUGGUAGCUUCUGGAAGAUGUGUUGUGGUUGUUGCUCAACCAUAUGAAAGGGGCCAAACUAUAAUGGGAGAAGUCAUCACUGAUAGGGAAUAUAGGGAUUUGGUGGAUGGCCAGAGGACUUUGCUGGGUCUGGUUAAAAGUAAAGGUGUGAAGAUUCACAGUAGCCUUUCAACUGCUUUGCAAUGUACAGCAAAGAUAUUGAGGAAUUCUUCUAACAAUGGCACCAGUGCAGAGGAUCAAAUCAGGUAUAAACUCAGACGGCUGAGGGAAAUCUACGACUCCUAUGGAGGGCAAAUGAAGCUGCACCACGCCCUCGAAGAGUACAUGAAGCUGACCGACCGAUCGUUCAGCUACAACUGCUCGAGCGUACGCAACACGCCGGUCAGCUUCGAGAGGUUCUGCUCGCUGAUGGCGGAACUGUCGAGCAAAGAUGGCUGCGACAUGUGCACCUCUGACGUGUGGGCCACCCAGCCCUUCAGAAGGCAGUGUUCGACCACCCCCAAUUGCACCUCGACCAACAAUAACAUCUCACGGCCGUCGACCAACGGCCGAUUGUCGGACGUCGGAUCGUGCGACGUCGCGACGCCUUUGGACAACGACGCCGCCACGAAAAAGGACAUAUUCCUCGGCGGGUCGUUCUAUUCGGAGAGGCAGUGGCGUCGCGACGUCGCCAUACCGAUGAUCAAGAAGCACGGUUUGAGCUACUACAAUCCGACGCUGAGGGAGGACGGCGAAGUGAUCGACGUCGAUAGCGACCCUUUCGAAAUGGACGUCCUGGAAUGGAAGCGGGAUUUGGACGGUAGCCGCGUGCUGUUGAUGGUCAUCACCGACGACACCCGAUCGAUGACGAGCAUCAUUCUCGCCGCCUUCUACAUGGGCCUCGACAAGGACGUGGUGCUGUGCGUGCAAAGUUUGCCCACGGAGGGGUGCGUCAUCGGGAACGAGACGCUAACGAAAAACGCGGUGAAAGACUACAACAGAGCCAGGGUGUAUUUGAAAGACCUGGCCGUCAGGAAACAGGUGCCAGUAUUCGAGAACAUCACAGAAGCGGUGCAGUGCGCGAUCGAGAGGUGCAAAGUCAGGUAGGUGAGGCGGCUGCGUCCGACCUCUCCGAAACAAAACAAAACAAAAAAACAGUGAAGGAAAAGAGAUCGUUUCUUAGCUCUCUCUCUCUCUAUUUGAUUGAAGGCAGCUCUCUUUUGCAGUGCAGGGAAAUUCCAAAACGAAUUACGCUUCCUGAAGAUUUUUAUUUAUUUGUCCCCCAAGAGUGUUUUAUUCAGAUUUUUCGUCGUUGAAGUUGGUUCCUCCUUUUUUCCGUUACCGGUUAUUUUUUGGAAAAAGUCGAAAUAUGCAUUAUAGGGAGAUGGUUGCACACUUUUGAUUAUCCAAUUAUACAGUGUGUCCCACUUACCAUGCUCACCA